UAAGGUAAUCAAAAUCAAAUAAAAGGAAAAAAACAAAAAGUAAUCCUAGUACAGUGUUGAUUUCCAACCCAGAAACAAACUGAAUGAUGUAUGGAAUUAAUAAAUCAUUGACGGUUUCUGAAAGUGGUGAUUUUUGUGUGUGUUUGCUUGCAUGCGCAUCACUUGGCCUUAAGCCCUUGAAUUUGGGUCCGCUGAGUUGUUUGCAGCGAGAGUGAGUGUUAGAGUUAGGGCUAUAAAACACGGUUUUUUUUAGAGUGCGAAUGUGCAGAGCUUGAGGUACAGAAAUGGCUUCUGCCAGUGAUUUGACAGAGACAGAGAGGAGCACAGCAAAGAGGCUUAGACAUGUGGGGAGGAAGCUCCUCAAGUGCUCUUCGGUUCACAAGCUUCUUCAACUCCUUGAUAAAUUGGAGCUGCUAUUGUCAACCCUGGAGCAAGAACCAACUAAGCCCAUUCAAGAAUCACUUGUACCUUCAAUGAAGGCAUUGAUUUCUGACGAACUUUUGAGGCACACAGAUGAGGAUGUUAAGAUUUCAGUUACAUCUUGCAUCAAUGAGAUUACAAGAAUCACUGCACCAGAUGUCCCUUAUGAUGACGAACAAAUGAAGGAAAUCUUCAAGCUCACAGUGGCAUCUUUUGAGAAAUUGUCUCACAUAUCUGGCCGUGGCUAUGAAAAAGCACUUACCAUACUCAAUAAUGUCAAUAAAGUCCGAUUAUGCUUGGUCAUGCUGGACCUUGAGUGUAAUGACCUGGUUAUUGAAAUGUUUCAGCAUUUCUUGAGAUUUAUAAGGUCAGACCAUCCCCACAAUGCAAUUCAUUCGGUGGAAUCAAUAAUGACCCUGAUUUUGCAAGAAAUUGAACAAAUUUCCCCAGCUCUUCUUAGACCUCUGUUGGAUAGUGUAGGGAUUGAAAAUCAGACCAUUUCACCUAUGUCUUGGUCAUUGGGGCAGAAAGUAAUUAGCAACUGUGCUGUUAAUCUCAAGCCUUAUCUCAUGAAGGCAGUGGAGUCCUCAGGCAGAGCGCUAAAUGAGUAUGCACAAAUACUAACUGAUAUUUGCCAGAACCAAUCUGAAUCCCCUCAAUGUGAUGAUUCAAAUGGUGCUAAGAAGACAGUGGUUCAGGAAGCUGAGAACAAACUUGAUGUUCCUAAAGAUGCAGAGGAACAAGUGUGUGAUGUUCAGGAAGCUCAGAACAAGUUUGAUGUUUCUAAAGAGGCAGAGGAACAACCAUGUGAUGUUCAGGAAGCUCAGAACAAGCUUGAUGCUCCUAAAGAUGCAGAGGAACAACCAAGUGAUGUUCAGGAAGCUGAGAACAAACUUGAUGCUCCUAAAGAUGCAGAGGAACAACCAUGUGACGUUCAGGAAGCUGAGAACAAACUUAAUGUUCCUAAAGAUGCAGAGGAACAACUGUGUGAUGAAACCAAGGGGCAUGAACUGGAUAUUACUGGUGACAGAGAUGUCAAAAUUUUGGAUGAUACAAAGUCAAACAGAAGAAGUGGUACUUCUACUAUGGAUGGUGAAGCAAUAAAAAUAUCUGGUUCAAAUAGGAGACCACAUUCUGAAAUAACUAAGAACUCCAAAAGAGGAAAUGCGAAAGCCAAUUUGGAAACUGACAAUUUAGAGUCUGUUCAGGAACCAAAAUCAGAAACGCAGUUGAAUACUGUGCCAAGGAAGAGGGGCCGUAAGCCUAAUUCUUUAAUGAAUGCUGAGGAAGGCUAUGAUCACUCAUGGAUUUCUCGGGAAACAAAACCUGGGAAAUCAGCUCAAUCCAGAAAGGCUCGCAAUUGCAGCUCUCCUUAUCCAUCUUCUGAAAAACCUACUUCCAGAAAGGAUAAGUUGCAUAGAAUGCCUAAAACUGUAAGUGAAACUCCAGUUUCCAUGCAGAAAAGUGAGAACAUAGCAGAAGCUGUCCAAUCCAGAAGGACUCAAAAUAUUGGCACUGAUUUUCCAGCUAAUGAUACAAGCGAAGGUCAUGAAGCUUUAGCUUCUAAACCUAAAGCUGAUGAGAAUAUGGAUGCUGCUUCUGUAAAUAAUAACAUUCUUGAUGGACGUCAUGUCAAACGUGGCCAGCCAAGGAAAAUAAAUAACACUGGGAAUCAAGAUGUUCAUUCCAAUUCUGUGUCAAUGUUAAAGGAAGACAACUUGAAUUCUCUUCUUGAGAAUACUUCUUUGGAUUCCCCAACAGUUAGGUUGGAAAAGGAAUCUGAAGUAAAAACCAUUAGGAAAAUCAAAUUUUCUGUAAGGGUUGAUGGGAAACUUGUGGCUCCAGAAUCAGUUGCUAAGAGGGAACCUAGCGCUUCUUGUGGAGAUGAGGGAAAACACAAGUCAUCUGUGAAUGUUGAGCUAGAAAAUAUAGAAGAGAGCAGAUCCUCAGUUCAAACAGAUGUUAGGAAAAGGAGGAGGCUUAAUGCUACUCCUAAUAAGGGUCUCAACAAAUCAUCAGCUGUGAAGGAACUGAUUGUAGAAUCUGCAAGUAAAAUGUUAGGUGGUGUCAAGGAAACCCCACAAGCAAGGUUGAGGAGAAGACACAUUACUGCGAAUGUAGAGGCGUCUGAUGAUGGUAACUCAUUGGUUGGUAGAAGGAUCAAGGUCUGGUGGCCGAAGGAUAAGAUGUUUUAUGAAGGUGUUAUUGAUUCUUAUGAUCCUAUCAAAGGAAAGCACAAGAUUUUGUAUGCCGAUGGUGAUGUUGAAGUGUUGAACCUCAAAAGACAGCGUUGGGAACCAGUUACUGUUGAUGUUGUGUUAGAUGAGGAAGGACUUGCACAUCAGAGGCUUGCACAAGCAUCAGACAUAGCAGAAAAGGGCAAGGAAAAAUCCACGUUGGAGUCUGCCAAGGGUGCAAACAUCAAUUCUCAGUCCAGUAAGAGAAGAAGAGCUUCAGCUUCUGCCGGCAUCUCCAAAUCUGUGAAAUCUGCGGAUACUUCUGCUGUUGAUUUAGCUGAUGAUUCACCUAUAAUUUUUAGCAGAAAAGACUCUAGGACGCCUAAAACCAAAAGAAGGGUGUAAAUGAAGAAGGGCAUGUAAAAAGGUUACCAGCUACGAGGCUCAAUGCAGUGAAGCUGUGCUGUUUUUACUAGUUGGCUCUAAAGCUUUGUAACUUUGUCUUACCAUAGGGAUUAUCAGUUUAGUCUUUUUUGUUUCAUAUUUAGUUUCAAGAACCCUGCAAACUGGUUAGCCUUUAGCUUGGUUUUGAUAUAUUAUGGUGUCUAAGACUAUUUUCUUCAGAAGGGUUUUUUCACACCCUUUUCAAAACUCGGUUUCAUAUUGGUAAAAUUAUGUCAUCUAUUUGUGUUAGAAUAGAAAGGUUUGUUUCAUCCGUGUUGAUUGGCAAGGCUGGUAUUCUUGAAUAGC
This is a messenger RNA of Glycine soja, 3347 nucleotides long. RefSeq lists its product as uncharacterized. The record is from RefSeq and is a predicted model, not a curated record. Bases 285 to 3002 code for a protein of 905 amino acids. The transcript has 18 exons. Gene Ontology annotation, cellular component: chromatin; nucleus. Lineage: Eukaryota; Viridiplantae; Streptophyta; Magnoliopsida; Fabales; Fabaceae. Gene Ontology annotation, biological process: DNA repair; mitotic sister chromatid cohesion.